Messenger RNA from Piliocolobus tephrosceles (Ugandan red Colobus), 1966 nucleotides. RefSeq names its product kelch like family member 38 (gene KLHL38). Gene Ontology annotation, molecular function: protein binding. The coding region runs from base 19 to 1764 and encodes 581 amino acids. The record is from RefSeq and is a predicted model, not a curated record. Lineage: Eukaryota; Metazoa; Chordata; Mammalia; Primates; Cercopithecidae. The transcript is spliced from 3 exons.
UCCUUCCCUCUUUGUAGGAUGGACGAGGAGUCUCCAGAUGGGCUGCUCUUCAAAGAUCAUGACUUCUCUUCUGACUUGUUGAGGCAGCUCAACGGCUUAAGGCAAAGCAGCAUCCUGACUGAUGUGAGCAUCUGUGCUGGUGCCCGGGAGAUCCCCUGCCACCGCAAUGUGCUGGCCUCCAGCAGCCCCUACUUCAGGGCUAUGUUCUGCAGCAGCUUCCGGGAGACAAGUGAAGCCAAAGUGCAGCUGAAAGGCAUUGACCCCCCAACCCUGGACCAGAUCGUCUCCUACGUGUACACGGGGGAGGCACGCAUCGAUGCUGACAAUGUCCUUCCCGUAAUGGAGGCCGCCUCCAUGCUACAGUUCCCCAAGCUGUUUGAGGCCUGCUCCUCAUACUUGCAGAGCCAGCUGGCCCCCAGCAACUGCCUGGGCAUGAUCAGACUCUCAGAAAUCUUAAGCUGCGAGACCCUCAGGAAGAAAGCCAGGGAGGUGGCACUGACGUCCUUCCCAGAGGUGGCCGCAUCAGCCGACCUGAAGGAGCUCUGUGCCUUGGAGUUGAGAGACUAUCUGGGAGAUGAUGGGCUCUGUGGGGAGGAAGAAAAGGUGUUUGAGGCCCUCAUGGUUUGGAUCAAGCAUGACCUCCAGGCCCGGAAGCGAUACAUGCAGGAACUGUUCAAGCAGGUCAGGCUGCAGUACAUCCACCCGGCCUUCUUCCAACACUUCAUCGCCAACGAUGCCCUCCUGCAGUCCUCACCUGCAUGCCAGAUCAUCUUGGAGACCGCCAAAAGACAGAUGUUCUCUUUGUGUGGCACCAGCGCCCCAGACUGCAAACUCCUAUUGCAUGUCCCUCCAAGAAACUCUUACCAAGAUUUCCUCAUCCUCUUGGGCGGAAGGAAGGACAGCCAGGAGACCACCAGGGACGUCCUACUGUAUAGCAAACAGACUGGCCAAUGGCAGAGCCUUGCCAAACUCCCGACACGGCUGUACAAGGCCUCUGCCGUCACCUUGCACCGCAGCGUCUACGUGCUGGGGGGCAUGGCUGUCAGCUCAGGGAGGAGUCUGGUCAGUCAUAACGUCUACAUCUUCUCCCUGAAACUCAACCAGUGGAGGCUGGGGGAGCCCAUGCUGGUGGCCCGCUACUCCCACAGAAGCACUGCCCAUAAGAACUUCAUCUUCUCCAUCGGGGGUAUUGGAGAAGGGCAGGAGCUCAUGGGCUCCAUGGAAAGGUAUGACAGCAUCUGCAAUGUCUGGGAGAGUAUGGCCAGCAUGCCCGUGGGGGUGCUCCACCCCGCAGUCGCUGUGAAAGACCAAAGACUCUAUCUCUUUGGAGGAGAGGACAUCAUGCAGAACCCUGUGCGCCUUAUCCAGGUUUAUCACAUUUCCAGAAAUUCGUGGUUCAAAAUGGAGACAAGAAUGAUCAAGAACGUGUGUGCCCCUGCAGUGGUGCUCGGGGAGCGGAUUGUCAUUGUGGGAGGUUACACAAGGAGGAUUCUUGCUUAUGACCCUCAAUCCAACAAAUUUGUCAAAUGUGCGGACAUGAAAGACCGGAGGAUGCAUCACGGAGCCACAGUGAUGGGAAACAAACUCUACGUGACGGGCGGGCGGCGGCUGACCACGGACUGCAACAUUGAGGAUUCCGCCUCCUUCGAUUGCUACGACCCCGAGACGGACACCUGGACAUCCCAGGGACAGUUGCCACACAAGCUCUUUGACCACGCCUGCCUCACUCUCCAGUGCAUACCCCACACAUUCGCCCUCCCAUGAGGUCGACAAGAAACCUUCUGUCCUAGUCAAAAUGCCUUCUGUUGCAAGGGACACAAACCCAGUUCUAAAGGGCUUAACCCUUAAAGGCUGCAGGGAGAGCUCACAAGACUGAGGUACCAGAGUCGGGAGGCCUGGAACUAGGCAUUGCAUUGCCAGAACUCUCUCUCUCCUUCUCUCCCUCUCUAUCUCUCUCCCCCACCUC